UAAGGGGAAAAGGUGAAGGGAAAAUAUAAAUAAAAUAUUGAUAAAUGUAACAUAUUCAAAGAUCCGGUCAACCAGUAGACCCCCACCCCCUUUUAACAUUCAUUUAGCUGAACCAAUAAACUGUGAAGAGUGCACAAAGAGAAGGAGGUAACAUAACCACACAAAAGCACUGAUAGAAGCACUGGGGACGGGCCAACACAGAGGGGAGGGUGAGUGACUACAGAUUUAGCUGGAGUGGACACUUGGUGGAGCCCCACAGAGGGAAAGGGAGAGAGAGGACGGAAACGUCGACGCACCGCUGACCAGGACUACAACCUAACUUCGCCUCCUCUCCAUUUCUUUUCUAGUUUAUAUUGGCCUUUAUUUUCCCUCCCAAUGCGCCUCUCUCACAGAAGUUAGCGGGGUCAUUUCAUCUUAAACUCACACUAGUUUACUCCUCAAACUUUUCCAGUCGAAGCGGACAGGUGGACAUGAUGGCGAGCGGAGCGGCGCCGCUCGAUGCUGCGCUCUCCCCGACUCGGCGCAUACAGACGCGGAUCGCGUUACUCCUGUUCUGGCCGCUCUUACUGACCUGCUGCUUCUUGGUGUCGGCUCAGGAGCUGCCGAACAACGGGGUGAACGGUUACAGCCUGCACCCGCCCUACUUCAAUCUGGCUGAGGGCACAAAGAUCACUGCUACAGCGACCUGCGGGGAGGACGACAGCGGCAGGACGGUGCAGGACCUGUACUGCAAACUGGUCGGAGGCCCGGUGUCCGGAGACCCGAGCCAGACCAUCCAGGGCCAGUACUGUGACAUUUGCAGCCAGGGCGACAGUGACCGUGCCCACCCCAUCACCAAUGCCAUCGAUGGGACAGAGCGAUGGUGGCAGAGCCCACCUCUGUCUCGCAGCACAGAGUACAAUGAGGUCAAUGUCACCCUGGACCUUGGACAGCUCUUCCAUGUGGCCUAUGUGCUGAUAAAGUUUGCCAAUGCUCCCCGUCCAGACCUCUGGGUUCUGGAAAGAUCCAUUGACUUUGGCCAGACGUACCAACCCUGGCAAUACUUCGCCUCCUCUAAGAGAGACUGCAUUGAUCGAUUUGGACAGAGGACAAUUGAGAGAAUCAACCAUGAUGACGACAUCAUCUGCACAACUGAAUACUCACGUAUAGUCCCGCUGGAAAAUGGAGAGAUUGUUGUUUCCUUGGUGAAUGGUCGUCCUGGGGCACUGAACUUCUCCUACUCACCAGUGCUGAGGGAGUUCACCAAGGCCACACACAUCAGGCUGCGCUUCCUGAGAACCAACACACUGCUGGGACACCUGAUGGGCAAGGCGCUCCGUGACCCCACUGUCACACGAAGGUACUACUACAGUAUCAAAGACAUCAGUAUUGGCGGACGCUGUGUGUGUAAUGGACACGCUGAGGCCUGCAAUGCCGAGGACCCCAGUGACCCCUAUAAGUUACAGUGCGACUGCCAGCACAACACCUGUGGUGUGUCCUGUGACCAGUGUUGCCCUGGAUACAACCAGUUACCAUGGAAACCAGCCAAUACCUAUAGCGCCAAUGAGUGUGAACCAUGUAAUUGCCACCGCCAUUCGUUUGACUGUUAUUACGACCCUGAAGUUGAUCGGAGGAGAGGCAGCAUCGAUGUCCAUGGACACCACAGAGGAGGAGGGGUCUGCCUCAACUGUCAGCACCACACCACUGGAGUCAACUGUGAGCGCUGUGUCUCCACCUACUACAGGUCACCUGACCACUCAGUAGACUCCCCAUUGGCCUGCUCACCCUGCAACUGUCAGUCAGAGUUUACAGAUGGCAACUGUGAGGAUCUGACCGGUCGCUGUUUCUGCAAACCAAACUACACAGGGGAAUACUGUGACUCCUGUGCCAGCGGCUUCAUGAACUUUCCCGACUGUUACCCCAUUCCCAUCUAUCCCCCCACCACCAACAGUGAGGCCAAACCAGCGGGGGAUUUCAUCAACUGUGAGUGCAAUGCAGCAGGGACUGUGGAUAACUCGUGUAGGUCCGAUCCCCGGACUCGAACCUGCAUCUGUAAACCAGGUUUCACCGGUGACCCCUGUGAUGCCUGUGCUCCAGGCUUCUAUGGACCCAACUGUCAGGCCUGUCAGUGUUCAGGUCCUGGCUGUCUGGACGGGUCAUGUGACUUCGUGACCGGUCAUGGUGUGUGUCGGAGAGGUUUCCAAGGUUACCAGUGUGACCAGUGUGCGCCAGGUUACUUCAGCUACCCACUCUGCCAGCUGUGUGGUUGCAGUUCAGUCGGUUCUCUCCCUGAACGCUGUGAUGCUUAUGGUCACUGUCUGUGUAAACCUGAGUUUCAGGGUCCGCGAUGUGAACAGUGUAAAUCUGGAUUCCACUCCUACCCUAACUGUCAAGUGUGCACCUGUGACCCUCGCACCGCAGUGGACAGCAGCUGUACUGCGUCAGGUCACUGCCACUGCCGACCCAAUUACAGUGGAGCGUCAUGUGACCAGUGUGCUCCUGGUUACUAUGGUUACCCGAGCUGCACACCCUGUCGGUGUUCUACAGAAGGCUCUCGCUACACCAGCUGUGACCAGGUGACAGGACAGUGUGUGUGUGUACCCAACGUGGUGGGACUGAGGUGUGACAGCUGUGCACACAGUUCCUACGGCUUUCCCAAUUGCCAAGCUGGUACCUGCCACCCUGCCGGCUCAGUCCAGCAUGCGGUACAGCUACCUGUGGGCCAAUGUGAAUGCCGUCGCCAUGUGGAGGGCCCAGCCUGUGACAAAUGUAAACCUCUGUACUGGAAUCUCUCCCCUGACACUCCUGAUGGAUGCUCCAGCUGUGAGUGUAACAUUGCAGGGACUCUAAGUGGCAUUGCAAUGUGUGCACAGGAAACUGGUCAGUGCCACUGUAAGCCCAACGCCUGCAGUGGAGCUUGUACGACCUGCAAAGAUGGCUACUACAAGCUGCAGGCACACAACUACUUCGGCUGCCAGGGCUGCCAGUGUGACAUUGGAGGUUCGGUAGGUCAAUCCUGUGAAGACAGGAACGGCCGCUGUCGCUGCAGACCCAACAUAGAUGGACCGAAAUGUAACCAACCUCGUCCAGAUCAUUACUUCCCAGACCUCCACCAUAUGAAGUUUGAAAUUGAGGAGGGAACCAUGCUUGAUGGCCGACCGGUGCGAUUUGGCUAUAACCCCCAGGAGUUCCCGGGCUUCAGCUGGAGAGGUUACGCUCAGAUGUCCCCAAUCCAGUCUAAGGUUUUGGUGUCCGUGUCAGUAAGCUCUCCAGACCUCUUCCAUGUGGUGCUGCGCUACGCCAACUGGGGGAGCUCAGAUGUUCGGGGAAGGUUAUCUGUGAUAGAGGCCACCCAGAACUACUACUGUGGUAACUGUUCAGAACAGUCCAAACAGAUAGUCUUUGCUCCCAGUGUGGAGCCGACUUUUGUAAAUGUUCCCCAGAAUAACUUUGUGGAGCCUUUCGUCCUGAACCCUGGAACCUGGACUGUAGUUAUAGAGGCUGACGGCAUCUUUCUGGAUUAUUUAGUCCUGCUGCCCAGCGCCUACUAUGAAGCUCCUAUCCUGCAGAUUAGACUUACAGAGCCCUGCACCUACAACGCUCUACCUGACACCAACCAGAACUGUCUGCUGUAUAGGUAUCUCUCUCUGGACUCCUUCCCUUCCAUCUCUGGCAAUGAUGCCAGCUGUCGCAGCGAUAACCACCUGCCGCGCCCCUGCCCAACUGAGAAGGUCACCCCCCGCCAUCCCGACAUGGCUGUCUGCAGUGGCAACGAUAUCAGCAUUGAGCUGCGAGCUGUGGGUCUGUCGGCUCCAGGUGACUACGUUCUGGUGGUGGAGUAUGCCAGUGAGGAAGAACUGCCCCAAACUCUGUCUGUAUCCGUUAAUAUGCCAGGAGCACGAGCACAUCAGCAUCUUGUCACCCUACUGCACUGCAAGUACAGCUUCCUGUGUCGAGUUGUGGCCACUGAUAAACACAACAGAGUGGCUGUCUUCUCUCUGCCUGCUGACACCGAGGUCCAGCUCAUCUCUGACCGGGCCAGCUUCUUCCUGCACAAAGUAUACUUGGUACCUGAAGACCAGUUCACCAUGGAAUAUGUGGAACCUAGAGUCUACUGCAUCAGCACUCAGGGACGGUUCUCACCUGACAGUUCCUCCUGUGUCCCCUCACGCUUCCAGACCCCAUCAGAAUCACUGGUCCUGAAGGAAGGCCAGAGCUCGACCAUGCAGGAGCCCAUCCUGGCCUCCCCUGCAGCAGCCACUCCUCCGCCCUUCAUCCACGGACAUGAGUCGGCCUGGAGCAGAGCAGAGCAACCUCCCCAUGGAACAGAUAACAGCCCGCACAUCAGGCUGGACUCACUGCAGAAUGCAGCGGUGUACUCAGCCCGUGUCCAUGCCCUGGGGCGUUACGUCUUCAUCCUCCACUAUCACCAGCCUCUCCAUCCCACCUAUAUUGUGCAGAUUUACAUUAACGCAGGACGAAUCUGGCAGGGGCACACCAAUGCUUCUUUCUGCCCACAUGCUUAUGGCUGCCGUGACGUUGUGGUCUCUGAGAAUCAGAUCAUUCUGGAUGUGAUGGACCAUGAGGUCUUCCUCACAGUGCAGAUACCUGCAGGCAAGAUGCUCUGGCUGGAUUAUGUGCUGGUGGUGCCUGAGGCCAGUUAUAGAUCGAGCUACCUGAACGAGGAACCUCUGGACAAGUCGUACGACUUCAUCAGCAACUGUGGCCAAAACAGCUUUUACAUCAAUCCUUCCACCACCUCUCCAUUCUGCCUCAGCUCGGCUGUGUCUCUGUCAGCCUUCUUCAAUAAUGCGGCGAUGCCUUGUGCCUGCCACGAGGUCGGAGCCGAGAGCGACACCUGCGAGCUGUUUGGCGGUCAGUGUCGCUGCAGGCCAAACGUGAUUGGCCGAGACUGCUCAAUGUGUGCCACGGGCUACUGGGGUUUCCCCAACUGCAGGCCCUGUAACUGUGGUACAAGGCUAUGUGAACCAGUGACUGGUGAUUGUAUCUGCCCUCCAAGGACUCUGCACCCUGAGUGCACCCAGUGUGAGCCCCAGACAUUUGGCUGCCACCCGGUGGUGGGGUGUGAGGUCUGCAACUGCUCUCUUCUGGGCGUCAUCUCUCCUGAUGUCAGCUGUGAUACGCUCAGUGGCCAGUGCAGAUGUAAGAACAACAUUGUAGGUCGCCAGUGUGACCGCUGUGCUCCUGGUUUCUAUGGUUACCCCAACUGUAUGCCAUGUAACUGCAAUGAGGCAGGGACUGAGGAGGAAGUGUGUGACUCCUUCACAGGACAGUGUCUGUGCAAGGAGAAUGUCCAGGGUUCUCGCUGCGAUCAGUGCAGAGUUGGCACGUUCCACCUGGACCCGACCAACCCAAAGGGCUGCACCAGCUGCUUCUGUUUUGGAGCCACUGACCGCUGUCGCAGCUCUGACAAAAGACGCACAGAAAUCAUGGACAUGGAGGGCUGGGUGCUGCUGGGAGCAGACAAACAGGAGGUACCAGUGGCAGUGUAUCCUGGUCAGGACCUUGUAGAGGCCGACCUCAGUGAUGUACCUGAUGUAUACCAGGAUCUGCACUGGCACGCGCCAAAGACUUACCUGGGAGACAAGGUCUCAUCUUACGGAGGCUAUCUGAGGUAUCGGGUCUACACUCAGACCAUGAGAGGUGAUGUGUUGUCUCUGCCUGCAGAAGCCUCUAGGCCUGACAUCAUUCUCAAGGGCAACCAGAUGACCCUGGUGUUCAUAGAGAGAGAGUACUCCUCACCUGAGGAGCCUCACCUAGGAAUACUUCAUGUAGUCGAGGGAAGUUUCCGUCACGCUCAGACCGGUAACUCUGUGUCUCGGGAGGAGCUGAUGAUGGUUCUGGUCAGUCUGGAGUCUUUACAGAUCCGAGCUCUGCACUCCCAGUCUGCCCACUCGGUGUCGCUCCAGGGUGCUGUGCUGGAGGGCGCUGAGAGCCUACCCUCUGGUCGCCAUGCCAACAAUGUGGAGAUCUGCAUGUGUCCCGCCAACUACUUGGGAGACUCAUGUCAGAAAUGUGCUCCAGGUUAUUACAGAGAUGCUAUUGGCCUGUUUCUGGGGAAGUGUGUUCCCUGUAACUGUAAUGGACACUCAGACCAUUGUCUGGAUGGAUCUGGAAUCUGUGUGAACUGCCAGCAUAAUACAGCAGGCGACCACUGUGAGAGAUGCCAGGGUGGUUUCCUUGGCAACAAUAGUCUUGAUGGACAAGUAGUGUCAUGUUCCAGUUGUCCCUGCCCACUGAGGGUCCCAUCCAACAAUUUUGCAGUAGGUUGUGUGCAGAGAAACAACAGGAUGCAGUGUCUGUGUAUGCCGGGUUAUGCUGGACCAAAUUGUGAAAGGUGCGCCCCUGGUUUCUACGGCAACCCGAUGGUACUUGGUAGCAGGUGUCAGCCAUGCCAUUGCCAUGGCAACACAGACACCAACAUGUUGUUCACUGAUUGUCACCCACUGACCGGAGAGUGUCUGAGCUGCAUUCACAAGACAGCUGGACCUCACUGUGACAUUUGUGCACCUGGUUACUAUGGAGACGCCAUCACCACCAAAAACUGCACCAAAUGCAGCUGCUCUCAGUGUGGCACUGAGUCAUGUGACCCUCACACUGGACAGUGUCGCUGCAAACCAGGAGUGACUGGACCACAGUGUGACCGCUGUAAUGAUGGCUCAUUUGGUUUCGACUCGUGCUCUGGCUGCCGUCAGUGUGACUGCGAUGCCUCAGCAGCUCUCGUCAAGCCAUGUGACCCUCAUAGCGGUCAGUGUGCCUGCCAGCCCGGAGUCAACGGACCCAGCUGCAAACAGUGUGCCCCUGGAUACUGGGACUACGGACCUAAUGGAUGCAGGAAGUGUAACUGUAGAGGAGGUCGCUGUGACCCCCGCACAGGAGAGUGCCACUGCCCUGACGGCAUGACAGGAAAGCAGUGUGACACCUGCAUACAGCAGUACAGUAUGCCUGUAGAGCACCACCACGCCAUGCACUGUGAACCGUGUGACAGCUGUGUCAUCGUCCUGUUGGAGGAUCUGGAAAAGAUGACCGACGACUUCGACUCCGUCGCCGCUCGGCUGAGCACGCUCAACGCCAGCUCCGUGGCUUGGGCUGAGCUGGACAAUCUCAGCAAGUCUGUGGAGAACAUUGCUCAUGCCAUAGAUAACUACAACAGCACCCUGGAAGAGAGCAGGAGUCAGGCCGACAUGAUAGAUGCUGAAAUCAUAAAUAUCAAGGAUGACAUUGAUGAACUGCAGGACAAGGCAAAAGUGAUGACUGACAGGGUUGUUGACCUGAAUGAUAGUACGGCUAACACACACCAGAGAGCACAAGAUCUUCUGUCCCUCAUUAACAACAUGACCAAGGCUAUAAACGAUAUCAUCCUGAUGGCCAACAGGUCAUCUCUGAAUGACACAGACGGAGAGCAGGACACUGAAGACGAGGAGAAGAUGAUGAGGGAGAUACAGGACAUGCUGAGGGAGAUGAGGGACAGGAGCUGUGUGGGACAGAAGAAACUGGCCGACAAGGAGAAAACUGAGGCACAGAAAUUGUUGGACCGCGUUAACAAGGAGCUGGCAAACCGUCAGGUAGAAAACAGUGACCUGGCCAAGGCCAUCAGAGACCGGCUGGCUCGUUUGCACUCUGAAAUGAUGGACCUCCGAGACGCCCUCAAUGAAGCUGUGAACAACACGGCCAGAGCUGCAGAGAUCAACAAUGUCAAUGAGAAAACACAGGAGGAUAACAAGAGGAAGAUAGAGGACCUGCUGUCCAAGCAGAAGGAGGUGACUGACCAGUUAAAUAUGAUUGAAACCGAUGUCGCCCAGGUCGAUGAUGUGCUGUCCAUGCUGCAGGACUCCAAAGAGGAGUACGAGAGGUUGGCAGCCCAGCUAGACGGUGCCAGGACCCCACUGGAAAAGAAAGUGCACAUGUUUGCUGGGACCUACUCCAAGAUUCCCCUGGUAGAGGCGGCUGAGAACCAUGCUGAGCUGCUGAAUGCUUUAGCCAUGAACCUGUCCAGUUUGGUUGCAGAAACUAAGAAGGACAGAGUUGUAGAUGUCACACAAGCCUACAGCAGGAUUGUCAACACCAUCGCAGAGGCAGAGGAGGCUGCCAAGAUGGCUGACAAGGCUGCUAACAUCACUUUGGAGAACAUAAAGGAUCAGGACCUCGGUCAGAUGGCUGAUUCUCUGAAGAAACACAGCGUGGACCUAAAGGAUGAAGUCGAAAAGCUAAAUGAUCAACUCAACAACAAGCUGAAGCCCCAGCUAGAAGAUGCUCGGAGGCGGCUGAAUGACUCCAAAACCAAACAGGUUCAAGUGAUGAAGAAACUGGCAACGGUUCAGAGCAACCUAAACUCCACCACAAAUGUAAGUCAGGAGAUCAGUGAGGCGAAGCAAGCAGCGGAUCUGGCAAACACCACAGCCACCCAAAUCAACGAUGCCUUGCGUCCCAUUAAAGAGCAGCUGGACCGAUGGCAGCAGACCUACAGAGAUGCUAACAUCAGCAAUGACGACAUCAGCAAGGCCUUGAUGGAGGCCAACAAGACUGUGCACGAGCUGGGUACCUCGAUUCCUACACUCCUAACAAAGUUGGAUCAGCUACAGAAUCACUCCAUCCACAUGCCCAACAUCUCUGAGAACAUCAACCGCAUUCGGCAGCUCAUACAGCAGGCACGCAACGCUGCCAGCAAGGUUAGCGUGCCGAUGAAAUUUAACGGGGCCUCUGGUGUCCAGGUUCGUACUCCACCUAACCUGGCUGACCUGGCUGCCUACACCUCCCUGAAGUUCUACAUCACUCUGCCGACACAGGACAAGCAGCAGGGCAACAGUACCCGACAGUUCAUCUUCUACCUCGGCAACAAGGAUUCCAUUAAGGAGUAUCUGGGCAUGGUGCUGGAUGGGCAGCGACUGCACUGGUUCUUUAACGUAGGAGGAGAAACUGCUGAGGUGGAGAUGCCUGAGGAUGUUCAGUCCAAUGGAAACUUCAACAAUGUAGUCUUGGAGAGGAUCCUUCAGUAUGGUCAAAUGUCCAUAUCUUCAGAAGCCACCGAGGGGGACAAAAGAGUCACCAAAGCUCAUGCGGAGGCUACAGGAGAUCAGGGUCUACUCAACCUCUUGACUGAUGACACAGUCUUCUAUGUGGGAGGAUACCCGGCAACAUUCACACCCCCUCGCCCACUUGCUCUGCCUAACUUUAAGGGCUGCAUUGAGCUGGAGACACUGAAUGAGGAGGUGCUCAGUCUGUAUAACUUUGAAAGCAUCUUCAAUCUCAAUACCACACAGGAGAAACCUUGUGGCAGAUCGAAGCCGGUGCUGACUCAGGCCUGGGUGAAUGAUGCGGCAUAUUUCGACGGUACCGGCUUCGCUGAGAUCACCUUUACUCAAGAAUCUGAUCGUGUCCAAACUCAGCGUCUUGAACAGGAAGUCAAACUGCUCUCACACAGGGGAAUACUGCUUCUCCUGCAAAACGAGAAUCAGUUCCUGUGCCUGGCGGUGCUUAAGGGCAGGCUGAGGGUUUUCUACGAUUUCUAUGGUGAUAUGAAGGAGCUUGAACCUAAAGAUUCGACAUCAGAUUCUCUGAAGAUCAGCGAUGCUGAACCCAAAGCUCUGGAGAUUAUCAUUCUGCGAAUGCAAUCGAACCGUGUUGUGGUGAGGAACAACCGCAUCCCCCUUUACAAUCAACAGUUUACAGAGGGCAUCCCUUCAUUCAAUGGCAACUACUACCUGGGAGGAGUACCACAGCAAAAGAUGCCUGAGAAGUUGAAGUCUCUGUUUCCCAAGCAGGGUUCUCUGAAGGGCUGUUUCAGGAAUGUGAAGGCCCAGAGCGUUCACAUCGACUUGAAGAGGAUGACAAGCUCUGGAGUCAGUUUCGGCUGUGACAGUGAUCUGCUGAUUGCUCGGGAGGCUUAUUUCUCUGGUCAGAGCUUCCUGGAGUUGGGUCUGACCAACACCUUGCACCUAAAGAACAACUUCUAUGCCAGCUUCAGCUUCAGAACUGAGCAGAAGGAGGGGCUCGUGUUCUACCACCACGAUCAGGAUGGAGUGUGUCAGGUGUUCUUACAUGAGGGCCACGUGGUGGUGAGAGUUGACAACAGUGAGAUUAAGACGCAGAAGACAUACAACGAUGGCAACAGCCAUUACAUUGCUAUCUACAACAACAUCAAUGGAUUGCGUCUGUACAUGGACGAUGUGCUGGAGAGAGCAAAGGAGAGCAUCAGGCUGGACAGCACAGGCACUGGCGUGACCACCUCAGAAGGAAGCACCUUCCUGGGAGGACUGCCUGACCAGAGCCUUGCCAACCUCACUGGGUGUAUCAGCAAUGUUUUCAUCAAAAGAGAAACCAGUCCUCAGAUGAUUGUGAACUUGCUGAGCGCCAAUGAAAAUGUCAACGUGCCUCUGACCUGUCCUGCUGCCAAGAAACCUCAGCAGAUUGUUGCUGCCCAGCCCAAACACAGCAGCAAACCCAAGGGUAAGCACAAGAAACCAUCGGGGUCUCGCAGUCGUAACUCCAGGGAGUCGUGUCAGGGCGAGCAAUCGGAGCAGGAGACCGGAGCGACGCACUUCAGCGGCUCCACACACAGCUACCAGAGAUAUGACUCUCUGCCCAGAUCACUCAGCUCAGUACCGCACAUCUCGAUGGCUGUGAAAAUCAACUCCUCUGAUGGUCUGCUGCUCCACAUGAUCAGUGGGCAGCGCGGCGGAGCGGUGAUGUCACUCAGCGUGUCGGACGGCCACCUGCUGCUUUUGUUGGACGGAGGGAAAAGGCAGGUCAGCCUGCGCAGCCGUAAGAAGUACAACAACAACCAGUGGCACACGGUGUUUGUAAAGCGUGAGGGAGAGAGGGUCAGUCUGACAGUGGACGGUAUCAGCGCUCAGUCUAAGAGAGUUCCUGGAGGAGACAGGACUCGUCUCACUGGGCCUUUAUAUGUCGGGGGAGCGCCGCCCUCACUGAUGGCCCCAGGCUCUGGUGGUUUUGUCGGGUGUGUCAGGGACCUGACACUGAAUGAAUCCCCUGCAGGAAGCCCUGCUUACAGCCAGGGGACAGUGCCCUGCUUCCAAACCCCUCUGCAGCCGGGAGCCUACUUCUCUGGCCAGGGAGGACAUAUGGCAAUAGAUGAAUCCUUGGUUCUGGGGCGGGAUUUUGAGAUCCAGCUAGAGGUUCGACCCAUCUUGGACUCCGGGCUGCUGUUGCAUGCUGGGACAUCACCUGACCGACACCUGGAUUUGGUCCUGAGGCAGGGAGAGGUGACUGUUUCAGUGAACAAUGGCAAAGGUGAACUGUCUACCUCGUUCACUCCUGAAGAAUCGCUCUGUAAUGGCCAUUGGCACACAAUCACAGUGGUGAAGAAGAACAGCGUUCUCCAGCUCCAUGUGGAUGCAGCCAGUGAGCACAGCAUCGGCCCUAAACACAGGGGGUCUACAGGGGCUAAGGAGACCGUUUACCUCGGAGGGGUACCUGAUGGCGUCCCAGUUCCCGGUCUGCCUGCUGGCCUACCAGCCUUCCGUGGCUGCAUUCGCCGAGUAACAAUGAACCACAGACCUGUCAUGUUGUCCAAACCACUGGCUGUGCAUGGUGCUGUGGGGACACAGGGCUGCCCACACAUGUAGACCCCACCCACACACAGUCUUAGCCCCACAUUCCCUAACUACAGAUUACUGGUGGUGGGCAUCAUGUUACUGUAGCUAAUUUAAAAUAUAUGAAUAUUUAUUUUCUAUUUCCAGAAAAAUGUAUAUUUUCACAUUCGUCAUCACACUAUUUGUUUUUGUGCUACAGGGUGCUACAACAGUGACAAGUGUCUCCACAUAUAGGAUUGGACUGAUACAAGUAACUGGUAUCAGAUGUCAAUUAUUCAACUAGGGUUGAAAUUUGACAUCUGAUACUAGUUACUUGUAUCAGUCCAAUCCUAUAUGAAUUACAAAAUGAGCAGUAUAUUGUAAUAAAGCUAACACAGCUGGAAUGCUCCUGCUUUUCCAAAGAAAUCAUGAAAAAUAAGUUAGGUAAAUUAUAAAUUCUUUGAAUAAAUCAAUAAAUUCUGAGACAGGAUGAUUCCAUCUGGCAUCAUGCAUCUCUAGCAGAUACUGAGUCGCCACACUGUGAACGCCAACAUCCUAAAACAGGGCCUAGGACUGAACUUAAUAGGAAAAUUUGAGUUUAUAAGUUCCUAACACCUACUUGGACAAAUUUAACACAAAAGGUUGUGUAUUCAUAUGGAAAAAGGGCAUAAGAGCAGGUAUUUUCGAUUGGCUGUUCUCUGUAUUGUUUGAAACACACAUCUCCUCAUACCUUGGUUUUUUCUGGCUCCCCAGACCUUUCAGGUCAUACCGUAGUUUCAAACUAAAGAGUGUUCAGAUCAACAUCCACACUGAAAAACCUGCUCUGAUGUAUCCAAUCAGCCAUAACAUCAUGACCACUGAGAGGUGAAGUGACACCAUCUGUUACAGUGGCACCUGUCAGUGUGUG
Molecule: messenger RNA, 12438 nt
Organism: Monopterus albus (swamp eel)
Lineage: Eukaryota; Metazoa; Chordata; Actinopteri; Synbranchiformes; Synbranchidae
Gene: lama5
Product: laminin, alpha 5
Exons: 80
Coding region: 471-11585 (3704 amino acids)
Biological process (GO): animal organ morphogenesis; regulation of embryonic development; tissue development
Cellular component (GO): basement membrane
Molecular function (GO): extracellular matrix structural constituent; signaling receptor binding
Source: RefSeq, a predicted model, not a curated record